AUGUGCGUUUUAUUUCGACCUCUGGUGCACCGCGGUUUGCAAGGACAGUUCAUAGUUUCUCCUUGCCGGAAGUAUCAAAAAUUUCAUGAAGCUGCACAAUCUCAUGCGUCCAAACGCGACUUAAAAACUGUCCAUCCUAAUUUAAGUGAUCGAUCGCCCGAAUUCUUCUCUGGCAAAUUGGAGAAUUUAAAGAAAAUGAAGCUUGGACCGAGUGGUUCAAGAUUUGAAUCAUCUCAGAAAGCACUAUCGGCAUCGUUUGAAAUUUCUCAACUGAUUGCUAAAUCAAAAAAACCACACACGAUAGUUUUGCGUCUCGAAGCUAAAAAAAAAAUUCAAGAAAUUCCGCUAUCCAACAACACUGUGAAGGCCCGAAUUGAAACAAUGUCGCUUGAUAUUGAAGAACAGAUUUUGCUUAAGAUAAAAAAUUCACCAUAUUUCGCUUUGCAGUGUGAUGAAACUACUGAUAUUGCAACCUGUUGUCAAUUACUUGUGUUUGUUCGAUUUGUUGACGAAGACAACACCAUCAAAGAAUUAUUAUUGUCGAGCGCACUGGAAACUACAUCAAAAGGAAUAGAUGUUAUGAAUAUAAUUAGCAACUAUCUUGAGAAACAUCAGAUUUUGUGGCAAAACCUGGCAGGUCUAGCAAGUUUGGUGAAACAGAAAAACUGCUCGAUACUGACGACUCACUGCAUCAUUCAUCGUCACGCGUUAGCUUCCAAAACGUUGCCAGACGAUUUAAACCGCGCCAUAAAAUUAUCUAUAAGGUGGUGA
Molecule: messenger RNA, 771 nt
Organism: Zophobas morio
Lineage: Eukaryota; Metazoa; Arthropoda; Insecta; Coleoptera; Tenebrionidae
Product: protein FAM200C-like
Exons: 4
Coding region: 1-771 (256 amino acids)
Source: RefSeq, a predicted model, not a curated record